ACUCCAGUUAGGCAUUCUAGGUCCAACAUCAGUACUGCGUACAAGGGAAGAUAUCGCCCGACUUCAAAUACAUGAUCCUUGGCUAAUCCUCCAGCCUCUUGGGAACGAAGAUAAUAACCUGUGCCGGAAUUAGCUAGACACAGACACGAAAACAACGUUGUGGAGAUUUACAUAAGACACAUUCGCUGCUGUCGCUUUUCCGAUACAGGUUCCGUCCUCUCGGGUUCGUUGAGGAUGAGGUUCCCGACCAUCAGACGCUGUCCUGGGGAAGGAGAUGGGAAGAAGGAACUCGCUCCACCAUUUAGGAACCCCUUUGUACAUGACUUGAGAUUCACCCCGCUGGAAAAGGCAAAGAUAGCGUUGAUGACGGUGACUCUGUUCCCCAUCCGGUUGUUCCUGGCAGCCUUCAUGAUGCUGCUGGCCUGGCCCUUCGCCUUCAUCGCCUCUGUGGGACGCGACGACAUGGUGGUGGAGCCCCAGUCCUUAUGGAGGAAGUUUGUGGACGUUGCUCUGAGGACCAUCAUGCGGGUCAUGUGGUUUGCAGGAGGCUUCCAUUGGAUGACGGUGAAGGGGCGCCAGGCGCUACCGGCCGAGGCUCCUAUCCUAACCCUGGGACCCCACUCCUCUUACUUCGAUGCUAUCCCUGUCACCAUGACCAUGUCCUCCAUCGUCAUGAAGGCAGAGAGCAAGGACAUCCCUGUCUGGGGCAGUUGCAGGUUUAAGAUCCUGUGGCUCACGCUGUGCCAGCUGCACAAUGAGUUCAUCAUUGAGUUCCUUCCUGUCUACACUCCAUCUGAAGAGGAGAGGAAUAACCCUGCACUGUUUGCUCACAACGUCAGGCGCCUGAUGGCCAAGGCGCUGGACAUCCCCAUUACUGACUACUCGUUUGAAGACUGUCAGCUGGCCAUGGCUGAGGGUCAACUCAGACUCCCUGUUGACACCUGCCUGCUGGAGUUCGCCAAGCUGGUCCGGAGACUGGGGUUGAAGCCCCAGAACGUAGAGAAGGUACUGCAGGAGUUUGGUAACAGAGCCAGGAAGAUGGAGGGAGAGAAGCUGGGUCUGGAAGACUUUGCCCACUACCUUGAUGUCCCUGUGUCAGACAUGCUCAGAGACAUCUUCUCCCUCUUCAACGAGCAGGCAGACAACAUGAUAGACAUCAGAGAAUAUGUCAUCGCCUUAUCGGUUGUAUGCAGACCUGCUAAAACACUGGAGACCAUGAAGCUGGCCUUCAAGAUGUUUGAGGCGGAGGAGGACGGCGCCGUCACAGGGGCUGAGUUGGCCUGCAUCCUGAAGACUGCGUUAGGAGUGGCUGUCCUCGACGUCUCACGUCUCUUCACUGCUAUCGACACAGAGGACGCUGGGAAACUCACCUUCGACAAGUUCAGGAGCUUUGCAGAGCAGCACCCAAACUUCAGUGAGGACUACCUGUCCACAGACAAUACAGACCGUAACGGCUGUCCUCACCAGCCCAACGCCACGCCCAACUCCAAGCCUCAGACCAAUGGCUUCUGCCCUGACUUCAGCCCGCGAGACAACCACCACGACACAACGACGGACGGUUCAGUGAAGAAACACAACUGAGUCUGUUAGCCAUCUCAGAAUCCACCUCUCCUGGUGAGAGAGUGGUGGGGGUGGGGGUUGUUGUUGAUGGGCUAUAUGUAUGGUCAGUCAGACACACACACACACACACACACACACACACACACACACACACACACACACACACACACACACACACACACACACACACACACACAGGAGAAAUGUAACCCUUAUUAACCGUAUCCAUAAUGUUUCUACGGUUCAUUUGAUCUUGAUGAUCUAACGUUGUGGUUUUAGUAGAGUUUUUCUGUAUUUGUUCUGAGGAAGAAACAUGCUUUUCAAUGGCCAAAAGAUGGCUAAUGACGAUUGAGGAGAAAUGAAGCGUGAAACACUUGAAGGGACAACACUUAUUACGUUUCCUCCAUGUUGGGGUUUGGGAGUGGUUGAGAGAAGGGACAACACCCCACAGCCAGUGAAGAGACAACACCCCAGCCAGGGAAGGGACAACACCCCAGCCAGUGAAGGGACAACACCCCAGCCAGUGAAGGGACAACACCCUAGCCAGUGAAGGGACAACACCCCAGCCAGUGAAGGGACAACACCCCAGCCAGUGAAGGGACAACACCCCAGCCAGUGAAGGGACAACACCCUAGCCAGGGAAGGGACAACACCCCAGCCAGGGAAGGGAAAACACCCCAGCCAGUGAAGGGACAACACCCCAGCCAGUGAAGGGAUAACACCCCAGCCAGUGAAGGGACAACACCCCAGCCAGUGAAGGGACAACACCCCAGCCAGUGAAGGGACAACACCCCAGCCAGUGAAGGGACAACACCCCAGCCAGUGAAGGGACAACACCCCAGCCAGUGAAGGGACAACACCCCAGCCAGGGAAGGGACAACACCCCAGCCAGUGAAGGGACAACACCCCAGCCAGGGUAGGGACAACACCCCAGCCAGUGAAGGGACAACACCCUAGCCAGUGAAGGGACAACACCCCAGCCAGUGAAGGGACAACACCCCAGCCAGUGAAGGGACAACACCCCAGCCAGUGAAGGGACAACACCCCAGCCAGUGAAGGGACAACACCCCAGCCAGUGAAGGGACAACACCCCAGCCAGUGAAGGGAACUUUAGUUUUGAGUGAAUUCAGUGUUUCUUUCUUUGUUUAAUCUUCUUCUUUCUAAUGGAAGCGGCCAUUUUAAAAGGCAGGUUUGAGUUUGCAUGGGUGCUUUACUGUCAGUGAGCAGUAAGGAGGGAGUGUGACUGAAUAGAACAGCCUUGAAGCACCAGUGACAUUGUCUGAGGCCACUUUGGCUUUGAUUGAACUUUUGAGGUGCAAUAUGGCUGAUGUACAGAUGUAGGAUCUUAAUUUGAGUCAGUUUGCUACAGCAGGAAAAUAAUCCUGCAGCAAUAGGAAAUGUUGAAUUAUUAUAUGGAUUAUAAUGAAUGGUAAUUGUUGGGCAGGUUAAUACAUCAAAAUAUAAUAUAAGGGAAAAUAAAGUCUUACAUUUCUACGUGGAAAUUACAAACUUCAAAAGCCAUUUUACACCUAAAAUACACUAAACGUUUUAAAUGCAGGAAAGUUCUCCUGAAACAGGGUGAUCAAAUGAAGAUCCUACACCUGUAAGAGGGGUCAGAUUUAAUCUGUGAUAUGGCUGAUAUCAGAGGGGUCAGAUUUAAGGUGUGAUAUGGCUGAUAUCAGAGGGGUCCGAUUUAAGGUGUGAUAUGGCUGAUAGCAGAGGGGUCAGAUUUAAGGUGUGAUAUGGCUGAUAUCAGAGGGGUCAGAUUUAAGGUGUGAUAUGGCUGAUAUCAGAGGGGUCAGAUUUAAGGUGUGAUAUGGCUGAUAUCAGAGGGGUCAGAUUUAAGGUGUGAUAUGGCUGAUAGCAGAGGGGUCAGAUUUAAGGUGUGAUACGGCUGAUAUCAGAGGGGUCAGAUUUAAGGUGUGAUAUGGCUGAUAUCAGAGGGGUCAGAUUUAAGGUGUGAUAUGGCUGAUAGCAGAGGGGUCAGAUUUAAGGUGUGAUAUGUCUGAUAUCAGAGGGGUCAGAUUUAAUGUGUGAUAUGGCUGAUAUCAGAGGGGUCAGAUUUAAGGUGUGAUAUGGCUGAUAUCAGAGGGGUCAGAUUUAAGGUGUGAUAUGGCUGAUAGCAGAGGGGUCAGAUUUAAGGUGUGAUAUGGCUGAUAUCAGAGGGGUCAGAUUUAAGGUGUGAUAUGGCUGAUAUCAGAGGGGUCAGAUUUAAGGUGUGAUAUGGCUGAUAUCAGAGGGGUCAGAUUUAAGGUGUGAUAUGGCUGAUAGCAGAGGGGUCAGAUUUAAUGUGUGAUAUGGCUGAUAGCAGAGGGGUCAGAUUUAAGGUGUGAUAUGGCUGAUAGCAGAGGGGUCAGAUUUAAUGUGUGAUAUGGCUGAUAUCAGAGGGGUCAGAUUUAAGGUGUGAUAUGGCUGAUAUCAGAGGGGUCAGAUUUAAGGUGUGAUAUGGCUGAUAGCAGAGGGGUCAGAUUUAAGGUGUGAUAUGGCUGAUAGCAGAGGGGUCAGAUUUAAGGUGUGAUAUGGCUGAUAGCAGAGGGGUCAGAUUUAAGGUGUGAUAUGGCUGAUAGUAGAGGGGUCAGAUUUAAGGUGUGAUAUGGCUGAUAGUAGAGGGGUCAGAUUUAAGGUGUGAUAUGGCUGAUAGCAGAGAGGUCAGAUUUAAGGUGUGACAUGGCUGAUAUCAGAGGGGUCAGAUUUAAGGUGUGAUAUGGCUGAUAUCAGAGGGGUCAGAUUUAAGGUGUGAUAUGGCUGAUAGCAGAGGGGUCAGAUUUAAGGUGUGAUAUGGCUGAUAGCAGAGGGGUCAGAUUUAAGGUGUGAUUAUGGCUGAUAUCAGAGGGGUCAGAUUUAAGGUGUGAUAUGGCUGAUAUCAGAGGGGUCAGAUUUAAGGUGUGAUAUGGCUGAUAUCAGAGGGGUCAGAUUUAAGGUGUGAUAUGGCUGAUAUCAGAGGGGUCAGAUUUAAGGUGUGAUAUGGCUGAUAGCAGAGGGGUCAGAUUUAAGGUGUGAUAUGGCUGAUAUCAGCUGGGUCAGAUUUAAGGUGUGAUUAUGGCUGAUAUCAAAGGGGUCAGAUUUAAGGUGUGAUAUGGCUGAUAGCAGAAAGAUGGCAGAGAUCCAGAUGCCGGUUGAACUCAAAAUGAGCCGGUCAUGUUUUUGUUUUUUUAAAUCUCAGGGUUCAGUAACGAGACUUAUUCAACUAGAAAGAUGUCCUUGUCGUCGUCUUUCAGGACUAAGUCAAUUUUCUGUGUACAAAAUUGCACCCUAUUCCAAACACAGUGCACUACGUUUGACCAGAGACCUCUAAGUGCCCUAUGUAGGGAACAGGGUGCCAUUGGAGACUGACCCAUGGUGCCUAGAACUAGAGGUGUAUAAGGCUUUAAGGGAAAACAAUAGAACUAGAGGUGUAUAAGGCUUUAAGGGAAAACAGAAUAGAACUAGAGGUGUAUAAGGCUUUAAGGGAAAACAAUAGAACUAGAGGUGUAUAAGGCUUUAAGGGAAAACAAUAGAACUAGAGGUGUAUAAGGCUUUAAGGGAAAACAAUAGAACUAGAGGUGUAUAAAGCUUUAAGGGAAAACAAUAGAACUAGAGGUGUAUAAGACUUUAAGGGAAAACAAUAGAACUAGAGGUGUAUAAAGCUUUAAGGGAAAACAAUAGAACUAGAGGUGUAUAAAGGCUUUAAGGGAAAACAAUAGAACUAGAGGUGUAUAAGGCUUUACGGGAAAUCAUAUUUAUGGUGCAUUUCCUCAACAAUGCAUUUUGUUUUUAGCGUACGGUGGUCAAAAGUUUUAGUUUCUCCAGAGAAACCCAACAACAUGUCCUCAUGCCUUCCAUUGUAAUAGAUCACGUUGAUACAGUAUUACGUUAUCCCACUCUAACCCAAACACGCUCCCAUUUCAAACUGCCUACGUUGUGAUGAGGCUAAACUUACGACUACUUCCUGGCGAGCUAGAUAGAUUAAAUAUGACUUUCAGCAUCACUGCUGUUCACUAUUUAUCCGUAGUUUAUCUCAUGUACAGCGCCUUCGGAAAGUAUUCAGACCCCUUGACUU
This is a messenger RNA of Salvelinus namaycush (lake trout), 5599 nucleotides long. RefSeq names its product lysophosphatidylcholine acyltransferase 1-like. Bases 235 to 1581 code for a protein of 448 amino acids. The record is from RefSeq and is a predicted model, not a curated record. The transcript is spliced from 10 exons. NCBI's taxonomy places the organism in Eukaryota, Metazoa, Chordata, Actinopteri, Salmoniformes, Salmonidae.